AUGCGCCCGGCGCUCACUGGUCAGCGGGCGGCAACCGGAUGUGCGGCUCAUCCUAUCACCAGGCCGAAAGCCCCACCACCGUCCCGACCGGACCGGCUCGAUCGCAUGGGCGGCGAUACCGCUAAAGCGCACCACGGGCCCACGCACACGAUUCGUUUCACUCUGCCUUCGACUCUGGCUACAACUUGUGAGGCGGAGACGGAGAGGUCGCUCGGGAGCUGGAGAUCGUGUGAGGCGACGUCGUCGUCGUCGCUGCCGGCGCUGUCGCCGAGGGAGAGGUACACGGCGUACUACCACGACUGCGGCUGCGUCGGAUGCUGCGACGUGGAGAGCGACGACGAGGAGGCGGAGGAGGAUCGGGAUCCGGAAGAUGACUACGGCGUGUACGGGCCGGCGGAGAUGGAUCCUUUCGAAUGGGAGGUCGUGAGGCCUCUGGUGCCUCUCAUGCCGGCGACGGCUGCAGAGACCGGCCGGUACCUGAGCCCGAGGGCGCUCAGCGGCAGCGUGGUGCGGCUGUGGGAUCAAGGCGCCGACAGGAGCUUCAUGACGGCGGCGGCCAGCCGGAGACGGAUGGGCAGAGCUGGCACCGUCUCGAGCUUCUGA
Molecule: messenger RNA, 603 nt
Organism: Triticum turgidum subsp. durum (durum wheat)
Lineage: Eukaryota; Viridiplantae; Streptophyta; Magnoliopsida; Poales; Poaceae
Source: the annotation of a GenBank genome assembly